Messenger RNA from Hermetia illucens (black soldier fly), 2850 nucleotides. Its product is annotated as zinc finger protein 184. Bases 408 to 1862 code for a protein of 484 amino acids. The transcript has 4 exons. Gene Ontology annotation, biological process: regulation of DNA-templated transcription. The record is from RefSeq and is a predicted model, not a curated record. Gene Ontology annotation, molecular function: RNA polymerase II cis-regulatory region sequence-specific DNA binding; DNA-binding transcription factor activity, RNA polymerase II-specific. NCBI's taxonomy places the organism in Eukaryota, Metazoa, Arthropoda, Insecta, Diptera, Stratiomyidae.
AGAGCCAUCGCGGUGCAGUGGCGGUGAUCAAUACACUCCGCGGAUCCUACGUACAUAAACAUCACGCACGGAAUCACGGAGACCGGUGCGAUCCCCUGGUUCAGUCCAUAAUGAGCUCUCAGCGAGAAUAAGUAGUGAAACGUGCGUGAGGACUCCAAAAGCAAGAUUUAUUGAAAGUGCGUUGCAUUAGGACCGCCGAUCACUUGUACCCUUGGCGAGGACAUUCGAGGACAGUUGAAAUGUGUGAUUGAAAAUAUUUGAAACAAGUGUUUUCCUGAAAUCGAACACUUAAUUGCAGUAUUUUUGGCAUCGACAACUUUUGAAUGAAUCAGUUUUGAUUAUUUCUGUAUGCGAAGGACAUUGUUUGGGAUUAAUUAAGCACUUCCUUUGGAAAGUUUGCUUCCAAAAUGGUACAAGACAUAUCCACCACAACCAUUCCCGAAGAACUUUACAAUUUAACACAAUUGGCGGAAGUCACACUAGCGGCCGGCCGUUUAAGUACAACCAACGUUAACGAAAUAACCGAUUAUAUAAACAACGAGAAGCUGAAAAACGAUUCUCCAAAAAUUAACGCAAACCCAUUUUUGACUACUGACAAUAAACAACCCAAAUUUCGACGUAGACAUACCAUCCCAGAAAACUGGAGCGAAACCAAUGAAUCCACUCAUCAAGAUCGUUUCCUCGAAUCUGGUGAACAUUCCGUAAUAAGGAGAAAUCAUAGCAUCGGUGAAAAUAUCUACAAAUCAUCCUCAGAGAGAAUGCAAUUUUUCUCAUCCUCAGACGACGAUUCGAAUUACUACAGCCAUAAAAUUUUCGAUAAGAAAAAAUCCCGUCGAUCCACUGUUUCCGACAGCCAUUCAAAAUUCGAUGAAUUAUCCUGCAGUAGUCUGCCGAGUAAUGCAAGCAUUUGUAGUGGAGACGAACAUUCAUCUGGAACCAUUUCGAAAACCAUGGACGGAAAAUCUCCAAUGACAGAAGAUGAUCAUGUAUGUCCCGAAUGCGGCAAGAAGUAUUCUACUUCUUCCAAUUUGGCCAGACAUCGGCAGACUCACAGUUUGACCAAUUUUAGAUCGAUUCUGGAUAAGAAAGCGAGGCGUUGUCCACACUGUGAAAAAGUUUACGUUUCCAUGCCAGCUUAUUCCAUGCAUGUGAGGACUCACAAUCAAGGAUGUAAGUGCCCACACUGUGGUAAAUGUUUUUCAAGGCCAUGGCUUCUUCAAGGACAUAUUCGAACACAUACUGGUGAGAAGCCUUUCAAAUGCGAAAUUUGUUCCAAGGCGUUUGCAGAUAAAUCGAAUCUCAGAGCCCAUAUUCAAACCCAUUCGAACACGAAACCGCAUGCAUGCAAUCGAUGUGGAAAGGCCUUUGCACUUAAAUCCUACCUAUACAAACACGAAGAAUCGUCCUGUAUGCGAAAUCAUCUCAAACAAGAAAAAGAUCGAAGCCAUAAACAAAAGUCCGACUCAACAAAAUUACCACGUGAAAAACCAUCAACGUCGACAUAUAGCCCUUCUUCCAUACGCGCCCUAAACCCUCCACCUACUGGAAUAAUGUGGAUGCCUGACACAACUCCGCUGGAAUCAUCCGAACCUAAAAGUGAGACAUUUGACGAACCACCACAAAAGUCAUAUACCACACUAACAUCGCCAACGUCUCCGGAUGAUUUUGAUCGAUUCGCAAGGAUCAGCGUCAUUAGGAACCCCAUCUCCCCUUCAAACUACGAUUCAAGCGGAGGCACCGGCACUUUGCAAUUGAACUUCUAUCAAGAAAAUCCUGUUGACUUUUCGCCUAAGAAUAAUUUUACGCACUCAAUGAAAACGAGUCCCUUCGAGCUGACUCGUAGUUAUGCAAUAGUAGCAUGAGAUCCUUUGAACGAAACCACCACUAUGUUAAGCGACAUUUUCUAGAUUAGCUUGAUUCCGAAUUUAUAUAUGUAAAUAUAGUAUUCCAUCUUUUAUUAUUGUGGACCAAUGUCAAUGCCCUGACCUUUUAUAAAGUGGGUGACAAGCCUGGUGGGGCAGCUCAUUGCCAGAAACUACGUGGGAAAUGAUAAUAUUGAGUAGUAUUAUAUUGAGAAUUGUAUUAUAUAGCAGCCGGAUAGUCCUAGCAUUUAUAUUAAACUUUUGAUAGUCAAAUCCAGUAACAUGUAGUAUAAUGAACGUUGGAGCUCUAGGGGAUGGAUAAUAGCUUAUAUUCCAUUGGGUGCAGGCUGAAUUCAGUUCUAAUUCAAAACAGGAUAGUCGUCUAAAUAAAAAUACUCUUAACAUAAUUGCAGAGUUCUUCUUUACAUAAACUACCCCCUAAGAAAAGUGAGUCGAAAACCGUCAAGUUAUUAUAAAUAUUUUCUGUACAAACAACUGUUUUAGAUCACCAGUACUUAUAAUAAAUUGUGAUAAUAUAUUUUAGAUUUCUGUAGAAUAAAAUAUUUUAAAAUUGGGUAGAAGGUAGAAAACCGUUAAACAGGUUUGGUAAACGAACGAGAUUGUCUAGUCUUUAAAGAAUUUUUGUUAGAUAAAGUUUUUUGCUAAAGUCAAGAGAAUUCUUUCUUCAUCUUUAGCAUUUCUUUACUUUGAAAAUCUUCUAGUUUUAUCUUUAUUUACUCGUGCGGCGUUAUGCCCAACGGUAUCUAUUUUUCAUUUAUGUAUUUUUUUAUUAUUUAUGUAAGAUGCUAAAUGUUAAUGCAAUUGGCCGGAAGAGUGCAAUAUCUAGUUAUGCAAUGCAAUGUUUGUCGUGAGCUUAGGUGAGAGGAAUUUAUCCGUAGUAUGCUUCCUUUGAUUACAUAGAUGACUUUUGUAUAUUAUAUAGAAUUUAAAAUAGAAACUUAGAAUGUGUUUUUUGUAUUUUUUGUAU